Molecule: messenger RNA, 957 nt
Organism: Salarias fasciatus (jewelled blenny)
Lineage: Eukaryota; Metazoa; Chordata; Actinopteri; Blenniiformes; Blenniidae
Gene: pla2g12b
Product: phospholipase A2, group XIIB
Exons: 4
Coding region: 1-957 (318 amino acids)
Biological process (GO): lipid catabolic process; cholesterol homeostasis; triglyceride homeostasis
Cellular component (GO): extracellular region
Molecular function (GO): calcium ion binding; A2-type glycerophospholipase activity
Source: RefSeq, a predicted model, not a curated record
AUGUUACUCCGGACUGUGAUCCUGCUCCUCCUCUGCGAAUCCUCGGCCUUGGGGGCCACUUUAGGCCACUACCAAGCUCAGGAUAAAGAGGAGGAUGCCCUUCCUGUCAACGAGGGUGUCAUAGCUGAAGCUGCUGAAGCUGCUGAAGCUGCUGAAGCUGGUACAGACACGACAACAGGUGAUCCGUCACCAGCCGAGCAAGCUCCAGUCAAUUCAGCUUUCGGUGAUAAUAUACUUUCUAAAAUAUUUGGAGAAGAAAACCCAGAAGGUGACAAACCUGAAGUGGCUGCAGAUGCUGAAAAUGGCAAAGAGUUGGAGGCCGACGGGGAUGCCGGAAACCCCACCGCCACGGAAGAGCUGACUGAAGAUGCUGCCACACAUGAGAAACCGUCAUCUGAAGACGAAGACAGGAAUGAGAUCCGACCCGUCCAGAAUCAGAGCACGGCCCCGGAGCAGGAAGAGGACAGCAGCUGGAGCAUCAACUCCAUCAGAAGCGGUUUCCAGACCAUGCAUGGAUACUUUGAUUCUCUCGUGGAGCUGGUCGGGGGCCACAACGGUGUAUGUCAGUACCGCUGCAAACACGGAGAAAUUCCCCAGCCUCGCCCGGGCUACCAGCUCCCCGAGCCCAACGGCUGCAGCUCGUCCCUGAUCGGACUCCAGGUGAAUGCUGCACUCGACCUGGGGAUCCCCGCCAUGACAAAGUGCUGCAACCAGCUCGAUGCGUGUUACGACACCUGCGGCACAAACAAGUACGUCUGUGACUCCAAGUUUCGUGUGUGUCUGCACGACAUCUGCUCCGACCUCAACAAGAGCCUGGGCUUUCAGUCAAAGGUGCAAGCCUGUGAAUCGGUGGCAGACGCUCUCUACAACACGGUGUGGACUCUCGGCUGCAGGCCCUACAUGAACAGCCAGAGGGCAGCUUGUCUCUGCAACGGAGAGGACAAAGACGAGCUGUGA